CAGGACUUUCCGGUGGCGCGGGAAAUGAACAGAGUGUGGGUGGCGUGUAGCUGCAGGACCUGCAUUGUUCACUGCAGAGCUGCUGCACUGUGUGUUUGUGCUUCUCUGUCUAUCUGGGACGGUUAUUACAGCAAAAAUGCCAUCCACCCGCUCCAUGAAACUAGCAUCCCAGACACCAUCUAUCAGGAUGGGAUUGAGGAGCUUCCGCAGCUCCCCGCUGAUUCCCAUGGAGACUUCCUCUUCUUCCUCUGAUGACAGCUGCGAUAGCUUUGGAUCAGAUGGAGGCUUCGCAAAUACGAGGAGCAACUUAAGAAAGACAAGGAGAAUGACAGCGAAACCGAAGGUGUUUGAGGCUACAUCAGAGGAGGAUACGUGCAGUGGGUUUGAGGAAAACGUGAUCAACAGUCAGAUGAAAGCCAUGAAAGUAGUCUCUGAACCUCCGAGACGUGGCCGCAGAUCCAGCGUCCUUAAGGUUGCAAUGACAUUCCCCACCAAGAAGGCAGGGGGGAAGAGGCCUGCAUCCGAACCACUCGCUCAGAGUCAAGUACAGGACUCUGAGGAAGAGGAAGAGGAGAACUUCAUGGUGAAGAGAGCCCUGAAUAUCAAAGAGAACAAAGAAAUGCUUGCAAAGCUCAUGGCAGAGCUCAACAAAGUACCUGGGCUCUUCCCAAAACGGAUGGCAAUGUCGGCUUCAGCAACGCCUCGUCAGGCACCUCGGUCCACAGGAACUCCAGGAGCACGUAGGAGAAACCCGGAGCGCUUAUCCCGACCCCACACGCGGUCCCGCACACUGGUAGAUGGACCUCCCAGCCCAGCUCCCGAAGAAGAGCCUGAGGACAAGUUCAGUCUGGUCCGUAAAAGCCGCUAUUAUGAGGAAGAUGAUGAACCACCCCGUCGCCGUUGCUUCAAUGGCUCCAAGGCCAUCCCUCAUGUAGUGCGGCCUGUGGACGACAUCUCAGAGUUAGAGCUGCAGAACAUCUGCAACAACGUGCGAGAGAAAGUGUACAACAGCUCCACUGGAUCCACUUGUCAUCAGUGCCGCCAGAAAACGGUCGACACCAAAACUAACUGCCGUAACCCAGAGUGUGUGGGGGUGAGGGGUCAGUUCUGCGGCCCCUGUCUCCGUAACCGCUAUGGUGAGGAGGUCCGAGACGCUCUGCUGAAUCCGGAGUGGCAUUGCCCGCCAUGCAGAGGGAUCUGUAACUGCAGCUUCUGUCGCGCCCGAGAUGGCCGCUGUGCUACGGGAGUGUUGGUUUACCUGGCUAAAUAUCAUGGCUUUGAUAAUGUGCACGCCUACCUCAGCAGCCUGAAAAAGGAGCUGGAAGACAGUAGCAAGUGAAGCAUGGAGGGAGCUGAUCCUGGACCUGACUGAAAUGCUCUGAGACUGUUUGACUUACAGAGUCCACAUAUUGUUCCUUGUGUGUGGGGCAUUAUAACAAUGUUAUUGUUCUCGUUUCACGUUUCUUGAACAUUAACUGACAUUGGAGGGAGUCUUCAGCCGAAAGCUUGCAUUUUAUUUUAUUUUUGUUAUCCAACAUAUUUUCCUGUCUGUUCUCAAGAACUGAGCCCUUACUUUCAGUCUGGUUGAUAGUAAACUAAGGUGGCUGAAAAAAAGCAAAUUUAGGAAAGUGUCUCAAGCUGAAAUUGCUGACAGCCUUCUGUGAUCUUAAAUAUUUUUAGUUUAUUGAUGUGCAUAUUCCCAUAACAUGUAAAAAAAAAUUCCCUUUUUUAUGUCUGAAUCAUCCAACCUGCUGCAAAAAAUUUAGGCUUGUUUAGAUGAUCUACUGUAUUUUACAUUGUUUUAAAUGUACAUAUUUUACACAGCCCACUUUGACAUGAAUUCAAGGGCUCCAUCUAUGUGCCUUUUUUCUAGUUGAAAAUUUAUGCUUGUGUUUUUUACAAGUUGCAUAGCUUUGCAUAGACUGCUGAAAGUGCGAAUGUUGAGCGGGGGGGGGGAAUAACAAGCAACAACAAAACAAAAUGUUUGCUUUAGCUGGGAUGUCCUGUAGAAAUGGCCAAAUGAUCUGCAUGCUCCUGAGGUGGUGCGGGUGGAAAGGACAUUGACUGGGGUCCACUGCCACUGCCAUGUGUGAUAUACUACAGCGCCUGGUUAAAUAUCCUUCAUUAGAUAACUGUCACUAAUGGUGUGGAAACAAUUAGCACACUCUAAUGGGAGUCUCAUACCUGUAAAUCAUUUUAUCCUGUUAAAGCACAUUCUCUCUCUGUUUCGGGCUCUUUGGCACAUUUUCUGCCUUACGCUGUUAAGUAGGAACGGCUGAAGGUGGCACUGAAGUAGCAAUAGAGUUAUGGCCUGCAUUUUCUGUUCAGAAGUGUAAUACUCUACGUGAAAUGACAUAGAAUUAACCUUUCUGUCGCUUAGCUUUGAAAUGUACUUCAUUUGACCUGUGCCAGGACACACUGAUUAUAUGAUACUGUUUCAAAAUAAUCAACGGUUGAGAUUUCUUGAAGGUAAUGGCAGGUGGAGGUUAUCGUACUAUUAUUUAUCAGGGGCUGCACAGGAUGCUGAACUGCUGAUGGGAACAUUUGUUAUGGCAGUGGUUGCUUUGUGUUCGUUUGGGGUAACUGUACAUUUUCAUUAAAGUGUUAAUCACUGAA
Molecule: messenger RNA, 2616 nt
Organism: Scatophagus argus
Lineage: Eukaryota; Metazoa; Chordata; Actinopteri; Scatophagidae
Gene: cdca7a
Product: cell division cycle associated 7a
Exons: 10
Coding region: 137-1339 (400 amino acids)
Biological process (GO): regulation of DNA-templated transcription
Cellular component (GO): nucleus
Source: RefSeq, a predicted model, not a curated record